Molecule: messenger RNA, 411 nt
Organism: Gregarina niphandrodes
Lineage: Eukaryota; Apicomplexa; Conoidasida; Eugregarinorida; Gregarinidae
Exons: 2
Coding region: 1-411 (136 amino acids)
Source: RefSeq, a predicted model, not a curated record
AUGGAUGUGUUGUUUGGGAUCGAAGAGGUUACGUUAGUUUCAGGGCUGAGCCCCCUGGCAUUGUUACAGCUACGACGACAAGACAUCGACAUUAUGACCGACGUUCUGGCCAAGAACGUGCUUUUCGACAUGACCGAGCUGAACCGUUGGUUGAUGAGAAAGCUGGUGGCCAAGGCCAACGACUCGGCUAAGGAGUCGAAAGACCACUUCACCGUGGAACACAUUUUGAGGACCGCUGUGGCACAGUUGGAGGCCAAACAGUCGAAUCUGGAGAACGACCUGGCCUCUCUGAAAGAUGAAACCAAAUUAUUACGACAGACCAAUGAUAAACUACACAAAUCAAUAGCCAUGGCGCGGGACCACCUGGUCGACGCCGGAGUACUCCCUUCCUGUCGCAGCAAGCUCUUCUAA